Molecule: messenger RNA, 5123 nt
Organism: Osmerus eperlanus (European smelt)
Lineage: Eukaryota; Metazoa; Chordata; Actinopteri; Osmeriformes; Osmeridae
Gene: st8sia1
Product: ST8 alpha-N-acetyl-neuraminide alpha-2,8-sialyltransferase 1
Exons: 5
Coding region: 689-1696 (335 amino acids)
Biological process (GO): N-glycan processing; oligosaccharide metabolic process
Molecular function (GO): alpha-N-acetylneuraminate alpha-2,8-sialyltransferase activity
Source: RefSeq, a predicted model, not a curated record
GAUACAGAAAGGGGGACGUUCAGAGAGGAGGAGGGAGUGGGGGGGGAGAGAGAGAGAGAGAAAGACACUCAAUGGUUUGCGCGCAACCAACACUUGCACGGCCCCAAAAUCCCACCCGCUAACACAAGGAGAAAGGAAAGGAGAGGAAAGGAGGGGGGGGGGGAUAGCUGGUUGCGGAGAACGGACAGGCAGACUGUGAACUGUUAGAGACCGAAACAAGGGAUGAGUUUGCUUCUGAGACAGGCCAGCGAUUUCUCACUAGACCGGUGGUGGCGAGGUGGAUGACUGCAGGGGACACGGAGGGGAUGCAGAGGAGGUCGGUGAUGCAGCAAGACGAAAGCGGAGGAUUCCAGCAACCCACGGCAGACAUCGUGUUUAGGUUCAUGUAGCCUGUGUGGCGCCCGGAUAACGGCACUAUAGGCUUCGAAACAUGUUCAGGCAUUGAUUUCAGAAGCGGCUGUGCGCAAUAUUAAGGAAUUCAGCGCGCGGAAGAAUCGGGGUUAAACAUACGCAUUUCCAUUCAUUGUCCACCCUUCAAAAUGAGACAGUAUGACGUUCAAUCUCUAAAUAGAAGCUCCCACGCAGGCUCGCUAACGGAGAGGCCACGUCACAACGAAGCCAGCGGCGUUUUUCACCAGAUUCAAUUAAUUUGAAUGGGCCGAUUGUGGUUCGGCCACACGCAGGAAAGAUGUUGGUGAAAUGCCACAAGAGCAAGCUCUCGGUUUGGAUCGCUCUGUGUGUACUGGUGCUCUGCUGGCUAUACAUUUUCCCGGUCUACAGACUCCCCGGCGAUAAAGAGAUUGUGGACGAGGUUUUGCGACAGGGGCAAGUAUGGCAGAAGAACCAGACAGGCAUAGAUCUGUACAGGAAGCUAUUGACUGAAUGUUGUGAGCCAAGAAGGAUGUUUGCCGUGACCAAAGACAACUCUCCCAUGGGGAAGGUGCUGUGGUAUGAUGGGGAGCUGUAUCACUCACACACCGUCAAUAACGAGACCUACCCUCUCUUUGUGAAGCGGACACCUCUGCCGCUGCCCCUGAGGAAGUGUGCCGUGGUCGGGAACGGUGGCGUCCUGAAACACAGCAGCUGCGGACGCGACAUCGACCAGGCCGACUUUGUCUUUCGGUGUAACCUCCCUCCUCUGUCCAGCCAGUACCUAGACGACGUGGGGACCAAGACCCGCCUGGUGACAGCCAACCCCAGCAUCAUCGAGAAGAGAUUCCAGAACCUUCUGUGGUCACGCAAAGCCUUCGUAGAGAGCAUGAAGGUGUACGGCUCCAGCUACGUCUACAUGCCAGCCUUCUCCAUGAAACCAGGGACCGACCCCUCCCUGCGGGCGCACUACGCUCUGGCGGACACCUCCUCCAACCUCACCAUGCUCUUUGCCAACCCCGAGUUCCUCCGGAGCGUGGGAAAGUUCUGGAAGGCUCGCGGCGUCCACGCCAAGCGUCUGUCGACCGGCCUCUUCCUGGUCAGCCUGGCUCUGGGGCUCUGUGAUGAAGUAACAGCUUACGGGUUCUGGCCCUACUCCGUGGGAUUGGACGAACAGCCUGUCAGUCACCAUUACUACGACAACAUCCUGCCCUUCAGCGGGUUCCACGCCAUGCCCGAGGAGUUUGUUCAGCUCUGGCAGCUGCACAAGAGCGGCACGCUCCGCAUGCGUGUGGGACGCUGCCCCCAUCAGGACGGGGGAAGUUAGGACAGGAGGACGGAGGCGCCUGGAGGGAUGGAUGUGAGGUUUAGGGCUACGAGAGAGAGAGGGGUUCUGCUUUAGGGUUCAUCUGUUGGUUCAUACACAAUGCGCACCUCCCUGGAGACCUGGCUUUACCACCCCUCACUCCUCUUCCCAGUACCCCACCCCCAUCUCCCCCACCACCACCCCCCACCACCUCUCUCCUUGCUUAGCAUUAGAAUGACUCCCCAUGCCAACCCCCAUCCCUGACAAUACACAUCCUCUCCCAUCCCCCUACACACUUUCAGUGAAUUUCUAAUGAAAGUGUGUGUGCGUGCUUAUGCGUGUCUGUGUUUGUGUGUGUGUGUGAAUGUGUGUGUGUGAAUGUGGGUUGUUCAGAUGGGCUCUUCCUCAUGCUCCAUACUGUAUGAGGGCAGAUGGAGCAGAUGGACCAACCCCCCUACUGGGUCCUUGAGAGUCCAGACAGAAAUACUGAACCAAAAGGCAACGCUUACAUUGAAGCUUGAACAGACGCUUGAACCACUGAACUAAACAGAGAUAAAAAGAUGAAAGGGCGAACAUUUUGAAGAAGGUGCCUUGGUACUUUGCUUGUACGGAAGGAUUUUUGUUCUUGAACUGUUCAAAGGACAUCAAGAAGCUAUCAGUUGUUUUGCUUUACUGCUGUAGAUGGUGUAGUCUUAACCUUCUGAACAUAAGCUUCUAGAAUGUUCCACUGUACAGCCAAGCUGAAACCCCACAACCUUGUUCAUCCAAAGGGAAAAUGUCGGUUGGCACUGUUAGUCAUUUUUAACACACAAAUGUUGAUCAGAGUACUCGUAUUCAAUUAUAUUCACAAAGUCAAAACAAAAGGGGAACAUCAUAAAUGACCACCACGUGCUGUAUUCAUCAGCAGACGCUGGCCUACAAAUGAUCAAUUUAUUGUUCGAGUGCCUAAUGGGACGAUCCAAUGGCAAUUGAAAUAAAACUGGGAGAUACCAUAUCAUAAUUGAUAUGGGGAGAUUGAGUCAUCCGUCAAGUUGCCAGUGACGUGAACAAGGGACUCUUGGGACAUUUUUGUGAGAAAGCACUCGCAUUCUCAAGUAGCUUAAUGGAGAGAAAAUUAGAAAGUCUUUAAUUACAUUGAAGUGGCAUUUUGUUUCCUUUUAAGGUGCUGGACACCUGUCCAUAUCAAACUGUGUUCGACUUAAAGAUCCCAUGACAUGCUGUUUUUGGAUGCUUUUAUAUAGGCCUAAGUGGUCCCCUAAUACUGUAGCUGAAAUCUCUUUCCCGAAAUUCAGCCUUGGUGCAGAAUUACAGCCACUACGAGCAGUCCCACAAUGAGCUUUCCUUAGGACAUGCCGUUUCUGUGUCUGUAGCUUUAAAUGCUAUGAGGAAGAAAGAGGCGGGGCUAACUCCCAUGCUUCGGUCGUUUGCAAGCCAUGAUGUCUCGAGGAAAAAACAAUAUCACGCUCGCACAGUCGUAGCUCAUUUUUUUAAUUGGUAGGCCAAUUUCUCUGUGCGGGCAAAGCAGAGAAAGGGGAGGUAACCUUCCCUAUUGUGACGUCACAAUAGGAACAUUUUCAAAACCGAGCGUUUGAGCUUUCAUUUUCUCAAAGACGGAGAAGAAUACCCAGGGCUUGGUUUACACUUAUCGAAAUUCCUAGCCACUAAGGGACCAAAGGCAGGCCAGGGGAACUCGUAUUAAUGUUACCUCCUAAAGUGAACAUUUCAUGUCAUGGGACCUUUAAUCUUGAUCAACAUUGAUGCCAUCAUUUUUAUUGUGUGUUUGAAUGUUAGGACAACGACUGAGCCUACCUUUCCUGCAUUCCUUAAUGAUCUGUGUUGAGUUUUUCAGUGUACUAGACGCUUAGAAGGGAAGUAAGAUGUGGCUCCACCAGGUUCUUGUUAUCGUGUCAUUAGCAUGAAGUUGGAAGACAAUUAUAGUACUUACUGAUUUGUUGUCAUUACAUUCCUACCAGAUAAUAGAUUGUGAGAAUGGAAGAUUGUUGUUGUGCAAAUGCACAGUGCCAUAGCUUAAAAAACAGGUCCAUCUGCUUGGAUGGUGCAUGCACAUCCUGCAAACCUUUACUCAAUGUUCAAACUAUACACGUCAAAUGCAUCAUCAAUGUCAUAUCUAUAUUACCAAUAAAAAUAGGGUUUAGUGCCUUUAGUAGCACCAAGGCAAAGGGAACAAAACAAUUUCAUAAUGUGACAUUUUUGUACACUUAAAAUAAAAAUAAAACUGAGCUGAUGACGUGAAAAUAACCCCUUGACCUCAACAGAGAACCAUGUGACCAAGGAGGAACCAUGUGACCUAGGAGGAACCAUGUGACAUAGGAGGAACCAUGUGACCUAGGAGUCACCGUUCUCUUAAGUCUUAGAACGAUCUAGUCGGACCAAGUUCAGUUAUCGAAAUCCAAUGAUCCAGUUGAGAACUUGCCCCACUUAAAGCAAAUCUGAAUAUUUCAAUGAAUGAAUUUUAAGUGAUUAUUGUAAACAAAUGUGAUUUCAUUGACUUUAUUCUUUGCACCUUUGAUUUACUUGCCAAGUAUUGUGAAUGAGUGAGAUGUACUUUAAAUUGCUGUAAGCAUGGCUGUUGUAUUUUUAGUUAGUUUGUUUAGUUAGUUUAGUUUGUUUUAAAGCUAACUUAGAAUCUCCUUUGCCACAGAGUCCCUACUGUUUUCAACGCAUACACUGUUUAAGCCAUAUUAGGUUGUACAACCUGACUGAAGCAGUUAAAACAGUAAAAACUCAGUACUAACAAGGUAGACUCAACAUUUUGACAUCAUCAUACCCCAGCUUCCAGCACCCGGACAGUGAACCGACUGGCAAAAACAAGUAAACAAAUGCUGCCACUUGUCUCUGUAGUUUUUGGACACUGAAGCAGGAAGUCAACCAGUUGUGUCUGAUGAUGUCACAUCGCAGUCAACCUUUAAUUCCUAUUGCAAUUGCUAGUAAGUCCUUUACCAGGCGGCCGGUGAUGUAAACAAAUGUGAAAAGUGGGCUGUUUUGUUAUCUGUGGGAUAAUAAGCCCUUUUAUUCUGUGGUACGAAUGAAAGGAUGAAUUCGAUGUUCUCUGAUGAAAGGAUUAGUUAGAUGUUCUCUGAGGGGCUGUGCAUAGUGGUACCACUUUCCUACACAUAUUUAAAUGUGAAUUAAGAUGUACUUUGUUAUAUGCCAUGCCUGGUUACUUUUGACAUUUAUUUGUGUGUUUUAUUUGCCUUGACUUGUGGACUUUAAGAAAACAGACAACAAUUGAAUUUUCUUUGUAAUGUUUGACAGAAGUGUCAAUGUGCACCUACCUUCCUGUGAAUCACAUCUUGUAUUUUGGGGAUAUCCUUGCCUGAGCAUGUUAAAAGUACUUAUUUUUUAUGCCAACUGAACAAACAAACAAUGCAUCCAAAAACAGGGCAAACACUGGUAUUCAAAUAAAGGAGGAGAACACAGAAUCACA